AUGGACCUCCCCAAUGGCCAAUCAAGCAUCACCACUGCCUCUGAGCGUGCAUGUCUCCAGAAGAGCAGCAGCUCAGAGUCUCUCAGUGAGAAGGGUUCUGAACUGAAGAAGAGUUUUGAUGCCGUCGUCUUCGAUGUCCUGAAGGUCACCCCGGAGGAGUAUGCAGGUCAGAUCACACUCAUGGACGCUCCAGUGUUCAAAGCCAUCCAGCCUGAGGAGCUGUCGAGUUGUGGCUGGAACAAGAAGGAGAAGCACAGCUCUGCCCCCAAUGCUGUGGCCUUCACCCGCAGAUUCAACCAGACGACUUUCUGGGUGGUGAGGGAGAUCCUGCAUGCUCAGACCCUGAAGAUCAGAGCUGAGGUACUCAGUCUCUACAUCAGAACUGCCAAGAAACUGUGUGACAUGAACAACCUGCAUGCAGUGAUGGCUGUGGUGUCAGGCCUACAAAGCGCUCCCAUCUAUAGACUCUCCAAGACAUGGGCGUUGUUGAGUCGGAAGGACAAAGCAACGUUUGAGCGGUUGGAGUAUCUCAUGGCCAAAGAAGACAACUACAAGCGUCUCAGAGACUACAUACGCAGCCAGAGCAUGAACUCCUGCAUACCAUACCUGGGGAUGUAUCUGUCUGACCUGACAUAUAUAGACUCAGCGUAUCCCUCUACUGGCAGCAUCCUGGAGAAUGAACAGAGAUCCAACCUCAUGAACAACAUCCUGAGGAUAAUAUCUGACCUGCAACGCUCCUGCACCUACGAUAUACCAGUGUUGCCUCAUGUCCAGAAGUAUCUCAACUCAGUCAGGUACAUUGAGGAGCUACAGAAGUUUGUGGAGGAUGACAACUACAAGUUGUCGUUGAAGAUUGAGCCAGCCACCAGCACCCCUCGCUCUACUGCCUCUAGAGAGGACCUCGUAGGUCCUGACGCUUAUGCGUCUCCUCUCUGUGGCCAUAAGGGCCCCAUUGCAGACGGAACCAAAAUCCCUCCCACGCCCCCCUCCCCUAGGAACCUCCUCCCCUACGGACACAGAAAGUGUCACAGCCUGGGCUACAAUUUUAUCCAUAAGAUGAAUACGGUGGAGUUUAAGAGCGCUACGUUCCCCAACGCUGGUUCUCGUCAUCUAUUGGACGACAGCGUCAUGGAGAGCCACACCCCUGCAAGAGGACAAACUGAGAGCUCAACGCUCUCCAGCGGCAUCUCACUGGGGAGCAGUGAAGGUUCAGAACUCAGCGAAGAGAUGUCCUGGCCAGCCUUUGAGAGGACUCGGUUCUAUCACUCUCUGGGGCCUGUGACCCGCGUGGCCAGAAUCCCCUACAGAGGAGGCCUGAGGCCCAGCAGCUCGGCAGAGUCUGAGGAGUUAGCAGUGCACCUGUACCCUGGAGCCGUCACCGUACAGGGAGUCCUACGACGCAAGACUGUCCUCAAGGAGGGCAAGAAACCCACGGUAGCGUCGUGGACCAAGUUCUGGGUGGCUCUGUGUGGAACUCAGCUCUACUUCUACCCUGCCAAGUCCCUAAAGGCCACAGAGAGAAAGCAUUUCAAGUCAUCUAGCAGUAAGAGUGUGUGUGUCGUGGGGUUAAUGGCCAUCAUGGCAGACGACCCUGAACAUCCUGACAUCUUCCUGCUCACAGACUCUGAACAUGGUAACACCUAUAAGUACCAGGCAGGGAACAAAAUGAACGCCCUGCUGUGGUUCAAACACCUCAGUGCUGCCUGCCAGAGCAACAGACAACAGGUGCCAGCCAAUUUGAUGUCCUUUGAAUGAGUGCUGCUGAAGAGGACAGAACGAUAGAGAGAUAAAAGAAAGGAAUAGGGGAGGAGAUGAGAAGAAAGGAGGGUUAGUGACUUAGCAGCAGGAGCUUUCACUGCCAUGACCCCUGACCUAUACACCCUGACCCCAGCCCCACGGCAGCCCCCCCGCCACCACUGCCUUAACUUAAGGAGCCGUGUGCAUGCAAGUGUGUAUGAGUGUGUUGAAGCAGUGGUUAAUUUGGCUGCGUAGAUUACUGAAUGGGGAACUACACCACUUCUCCUUUCUCGUUGUCUCCGUAGUUUUUUCCAGUGGACUAUCAACCUCGUGGAACUAUUGGAUGUCUCCUCUCCUCUUUCUUGGGAUGGAUGGACAUUAUUUAUCCUUUAUCCUUGUUUUUCAUCACUCCCCCUCUUCUUGACACACCGAGGUCUGGUGGAAGACAGUCUGCACUUUGUAGGGCAGGACUCUCACACACAACAACACACACACAAACAACACUGGACUGGGAUUUUAAACACUUUUCUUUAUCACACUUUGACUCACACACACAAGACCCCAAUGGUGUCUUCACACACUUGACAUGAGUUGGGCUCACAAAACUGACACACUUUUCGCUCAUUCACAUAUGCACAAAUGUACACACAAGCACACACACUCGGACAAGGGGGAGUGAGCGUGUGAUUGCAGCAUUGUGAAUAUGAAGGGCUCUGAUUCUCAAUCUAUUCCAGCAGAAUCUACUCCCACACACACGUCCUGAAUGUCUCCAACUGUUUUAUAUUCCAGAGCCUCCCCUUCUCGGGCCUAUGUAUGUGAGCACGUAUGUCACAUCACCCAUACCAUAAACCCAGUGUCUAAGCUUUCCUCUAUUCCACUGUUAUGGACCCACUUAUGUCUCUUUUAGAAAUAGGCUUUUGGGUUAUUCUCUGGACAGCUGUCUGUGCUCUGUCCACUUGUUAAGGCUCUAGAUUCCCAAGAACACACACACACAUUAACACUAAAGACUUGAAAGCUGUGAAAAGGUGAACGAUAGAGCAGAGUGAAAGAUGGGGGAGUGUUGAAGGGAUACUUGGGGAUUUUG
This is a messenger RNA of Salvelinus namaycush (lake trout), 2821 nucleotides long. RefSeq names its product ras-specific guanine nucleotide-releasing factor RalGPS2-like. Gene Ontology annotation, molecular function: guanyl-nucleotide exchange factor activity. The coding region runs from base 1 to 1755 and encodes 584 amino acids. The transcript is spliced from 18 exons. Gene Ontology annotation, cellular component: plasma membrane. Lineage: Eukaryota; Metazoa; Chordata; Actinopteri; Salmoniformes; Salmonidae. Gene Ontology annotation, biological process: positive regulation of GTPase activity; Ras protein signal transduction. The record is from RefSeq and is a predicted model, not a curated record.